AUGCCACCUUCUUCUAUAUAUUAUUCUUAUAACAAGACAAAGUUUGAGGCUAUACUUAUUUUAUCUUUCCAGCAUAUGCUAUCUUUUCAUUAUUUGAGAUUUGGUCUAAGAUGUGACCUUGCAUACCAUAAUGCCCGACUCUUGAUUAGCAUUAGCAUUAAUUUAAGAAAAGCUCCUGAUAAGCCCAAGGGCUACUCAUCUCCAUAUCAUUGAAUCGCUUCUUGCCAGUCCGGAAUUAUUAAUAUGAUGGCGAAGAACUGUUUCGAGCCAGGGUGUAUGAAUGAGGUUGGGCAUGCUCAUGCAAACUUGCCUAACCGAGCUCAUAAUCUUGACUCAAUUUUUAUGCAGCCUUAUGAAGGGACAAAAGAAGCAUUUCUUGAAUUCAUUGAUUGCUAUUUCAUGCUGUAA
Blepharisma stoltei is the source of this 408-nucleotide messenger RNA. The record is from the annotation of a GenBank genome assembly. Lineage: Eukaryota; Ciliophora; Heterotrichea; Heterotrichida; Blepharismidae.